Messenger RNA from Spizellomyces punctatus DAOM BR117, 1928 nucleotides. Its product is annotated as CAMK protein kinase. Lineage: Eukaryota; Fungi; Chytridiomycota; Chytridiomycetes; Spizellomycetales; Spizellomycetaceae. Gene Ontology annotation, cellular component: cytoplasm; nucleus. The transcript has 8 exons. Gene Ontology annotation, molecular function: ATP binding; calmodulin binding; calcium-dependent protein serine/threonine kinase activity. Gene Ontology annotation, biological process: intracellular signal transduction; protein autophosphorylation; peptidyl-serine phosphorylation. The record is from RefSeq and is a predicted model, not a curated record. Bases 119 to 1756 code for a protein of 545 amino acids.
GUUGACGAAGCACUUGAGGCCAACGACCACCUAUUGCAUGCUUAUUUUACUGUUCAGUUCUUGUUGCUACAAUUAUACAAUUCCUUUUGUUCAGAAGUAGUUUACCUGUUUCUUCGUCAUGUCGGACGCAUCAGAUGCAAAAGCCGACAUUCCCCAUUACCGAACCGCCGACACAAACGCCCUUGAAGCCGCAUACUCAAUUGGGAUUAAACUCGGACAAGGUUCAUUCGGGACCGUUCGCCUCGUCCAACACAAGGAGACAAACACAACAUAUGCAUGUAAAAUCCUGCGUAAGCGACGAGGAGCCCCCACAGCGUAUGAACAAAUCCAGCGAGAAGUGGCAAUCAUGAAACGAGUGCGGCAUCCCCAUAUUAUACAGUUGAAAGAAGUUUACGAAACACCGAAAAAGUUCUUUUUGAUCAUGGAGUAUUGCAAAGGCGGCGAACUAGUCCAAAGAAUCAAAUCCCGACGGUCCUGUUCCGAGUCAGACGUUUGCACAAUCAUGUACCGUCUUGUCGACGCCAUCGCUUACCUUCACGAUCAAGGCAUUGUGCACAGGGAUAUCAAACCUGAAAACAUACUGGUCUCAUCCGACACACCAAUACCGCUACCAGGAGGUACCGGUCAAUCCGAUUUAUAUAAUAUAAAAGUGUCAGAUUUUGGAUUAGCGACUUCGGUGGAUGCUUGUACAAUGAUGGAAAACAUUGUUGGAACACCUCUAUAUAUGGCGCCAGAAAUCGUGCAGAAUCUUGGAUACAGCGCACAAUGUGAUAUCUGGAGUAUCGGCGUGCUGAUGUACCUCCUGCUGUGCGGGUACAGAACCGACGCAGAAAAGGCACUCCAGCAGAUGAUAUCGGAAGGACGAAUAGAGUUUCCGUCAAUAUUUUGGGCAGAGGUAUCUCCUGGUGCUCGCAACCUCUGCGAAUCGACUUUAAGAAUCGAUCCCGCCAAACGAAUAACGGCACGAGAAAUGCUAAUGCAUCCAUGGCUAAACGGCGAAGCAAGUGCAACGCCAAUAUCAGCUACAGUACUCGAUCUAAUGCGUUCCUACAAUGCUGAGCGCAGGUUUCGCAAAAUAGCAAACACGAUUCUCGCGACCAUCCGACUUCGGUCUUCCGACGGCACAAUAAAAUCCUUCCCUGCACCCUUUGAAAAGAACUCUCAACAGGGCUCUGAAUCAUCACUAUCAGAUCUAAGUCAAUGCAGCAGCCAUGAAUCUAUAGAUUGUUUGACGGAUGAUGAUCUACUAGGAAUUAAACCCGCCUUGCAAGCUAAAAGCCUUGUGUACAUUAAAACCACUGCAAAAAAGCCAAGCAGUACCGACCGGGAUAGGGCCUGCCGAAGUGUCGCCAGUCUCACAGCAACGGAAACCGAACAAUCUUCCAUGAAACCCCCGAGAUUAGCAUCGACGGAGCGUUUGAGAUCAUUGCAGGAUGCAACAACAAAACCAAGAAAACCAUCCUCCCAAACUUCGCGCAGGACACCCACACCUGAUUCAACCAUGCCCUCCCUACUUCCCCCGGCUUCACCAAAAUCCCAAACAUACUUGAAAAAACGCGUACCUUUACCAUCGACAUCUCCAAAACGAUAUUCGCGGACCAACACGCCGGGUGGAACCCCACCGUCCACACUACCUCGUUCAAUGGGAAGUGCGAGUGUCAGCCUCCUACCUAUUGUUAAAGCCGCUCGGCAGCGGAGCAAAAAAGACGACGACGCGGAAGAUCGUGUGCUACGAAUUGGCGAGCUGAAAAGUUGAUUCGAGAGAAUUACAUUGACUGAAUCCUCCUGACUAAAUUGUAUAUGUGAUGAUAUAUAUGUGACUCGAUACGAUGUACUGUUGUUUUCUUUUUGAUGAAUUCCAAGUGCACUACCAUACUGUGAAUGUCUGCAUCAGUCAUUUCGCACCAGAAUAUUACAGAACCGAAAUG